Molecule: messenger RNA, 1146 nt
Organism: Emys orbicularis (European pond turtle)
Lineage: Eukaryota; Metazoa; Chordata; Testudines; Emydidae
Product: cathepsin G-like
Exons: 5
Coding region: 1-774 (257 amino acids)
Biological process (GO): proteolysis
Cellular component (GO): intracellular membrane-bounded organelle; cytoplasm
Molecular function (GO): serine-type endopeptidase activity
Source: RefSeq, a predicted model, not a curated record
AUGGUGACGAUGCUGAUCCUGAUCCUGCUGCCUGCGGCCUUUCUCCUGCCGCCCGGGGCUGGGGCUGGUGAGAUCAUCGGGGGAAAGAAAGUGAAGCCCCACUCCAGGCCCUAUAUGGCCUGUCUGAAUAUACGACGUGAAGACAAGAGUUUUCGCUGUGGAGGGUUCCUGGUGUCAGAGAACUUCGUGCUGACGGCCGCUCACUGCAAUGGAGACAAGAUCACUGUGUCUCUGGGAGCCCAUAACAUUAAACAACAGGAACAGAGUCAACAGAAAAUCUCUGUGCGCCGCCGGAUCCCCCAUCCGCAAUACAACAGAGAGACCCAUAACAAUGACAUCAUGCUGCUGCAGCUGGGGCGCAAGGCAAAGCUCAAUAAACAGGUGAGGCUCAUCCGUCUCCCCCCGGCUCAUCGGCGAGUGAAACCAGGGACCGUGUGCAGUGUCGCUGGCUGGGGCCGCACCAGCGCACUCAGUAAGAGGCUCCCCAAUGUGCUCCGGGAGGUGGAUUUGAAGGUGCUGGACGAUGAGGCCUGUCUGAACUAUCCUGGUGGGAUAUAUCGUAAAUAUAACACCUGCACGAUGAUGUGUGUGGGGGACCCAAAGGAGCAGAAAGCCUCUUUCAAGGGUGACUCUGGGGGCCCCCUGGUGUGUGGGAAAACAGCCCAGGGCAUCAUCUCUUGGGGGCCUGUCAAUGGGAGCCCCCCAAGGGUCUACGCGAGAGUCUCCACCUUCAUCCCCUGGAUACGGAGGACGAUGAGGAGGCUGCAGCCCUGAGCCUGAUGGGAAUUGCUGCAGAGGCUGGAGAUGCACCACUUCUGUUCUUUGCAUGGCCCAGAUGAAGCGGCUGCUUUGCAGAGGGGCUGAGUCCCCCCAGGCUGAUCUCCCCCACCCCAGACAUUGCUCCUCUCAGGCAGUGCCCAACCCAUGAGUAUAAAGGCAGGGAGCCUGGGGGAGUUAGGAUCCAUGUUCAAUUCCAACUCCCACAGCUCCCUUGGCAAUCCCAACCCAGGCCCUUAGGAUGCGUCUUCGCUCAGGAAACAGCUGGUUUAUUUUCCCCGGGGUAACGGACACAGGCCAAACCCUGGAACAGACACGGCAAUUUGUAGCUCUCCCCCAUAUCAACCAGUCGAGUGACCGUUUAUGGGA